AUAAGUAUGCCCAAUGCGUGAAUUGCUAAUAUGCCCUAUCAUAUACAGACAGUUGGUGUCGCCAUCUUUCCUUUCCAAGAAUCUGACUCUCUCUAUAUCCACUGCGAUAUUUUCUUCUCUUAGCUUUCUGUUUUCUCUCUUCGCCAUAAGCUAAACCAUGAAUUCAAUGGCCACGCUCACCUCCGCUUCUUCCAUUCUCAGAGCCUCUCCGCUUGGUACCUCCUCUUCUCUUUCAAAGUUCUCAAAAUUCCAUUUCUCUCCACCAUCCACCUCCUCGUCUUUUCGUGUAAUCUGCCGUGGAAAAUUGCCUCCGAGUGACCUCAAAUUUGUGCUUCACCAUGCCUUGGAUUCCUCUGGAAUCGACACUACUCAUGCCAGAGAAGCGAGGAAGGGAUUCUUGUCACAGAUUGAGAAAUUAACGAUUAUUGAGAGGGAAACUAGUAUUAGCAUCAAUAAACGUGUGGAUAUUGGUAAAACGGCGCUUUACAUCGCCGCUGAAGAUGAUUCUCUUGUAUCUCAUUCUUCGGUUGCACUUCCGGUGGAUUCUUUUGUUGAUAGAUUGUAUGACCUUUCCAUGGGCUUCUGUACUGAUAAUAGCUCAUCUCUCAGUUCCUCCCCUGAGCAAUUUCUCGAAAAUUUAGAGAGGUAUUUGUAUGUGAAGAAGGGUUUUAGGAGAAACCAUGGAGGGAACGAAUUAGACACCCGAGUUUUAUAUCUCCAUUCUGUAUUGACGCAUCGAACGGGUUCGGCUGCUAUGCUUUCAGUUAUAUACUCUGAAAUGCUGAAACUGCUUCGCAUGUGGAGCCUUUUGGAUUUUGAUUGUGAGAUAUUCUUCCCUCACGAUCGUUUUGGCCUUCCCAAAGGUUAUCAUAAGCAGAAAAGUGUUGAAUCUGAUCAACCACACAUAAAAACAACUCAAACUCUGUUAGAGGAGAUUUUGAGAAAUUUGAAGGAGACUUUCUGGCCAUUUCAACAUGACUACUCCAAGAGUUCAUUCUUAAGGGCAGCAGAUGCGGCCAAUUUUGUUGAUAGGUCAAGCGUUGCUCAAGAAAGUGGAUUUCAACUUGCGUCAGCAAAGGCUGCCCAACAUAGGCUAGACCGUGGUGUUUGGACUAGUGUGCGUUUUGGGGACAUGAGGCGUGCUUUAGCUGCAUGUGAACGUCUAAUAAUCCUUGAAUCUGACCCAAAAGAAUUAAGAGAUUACAGCAUUCUUCUAUACCAUUGUGGAUUUUAUGACCGAUCACUGCAAUAUCUCAAGUUGUAUCAGGAAAGAAAGAGUUCUUCAUUACAAAAGCAAUCAACCAAUAAACUUAGCAACCUGGAGGAAGCUGCUGUGGAAAAACUGAUGACACGCCUCAACCUAAUUUCAAUGGAAGACGGCUGGAGCAAGCCUUCAAAUGUUAGAAAUUUCCUUGGAAACAACUCUGAACCAUGGUAGAGUGUUUAUGUUAUGUCCCAUGCAGGGCAAGAAAAAAGUUUUGUUUUUCAUGUUCACUUAAACCACAAGUAAAUUUCGAUUCAUGCCAAGUGAGAGAAGGUUGGUUUGCAUUUUGACGAGGAACAUAGAAUCAUGGAAGGGUUUCAGUCAUGACAGAAAUAGCAAAUGCGGAGCACAAGGUCACCUGGAACUAUCGGUUUGAUGCAUUGGUCAAUAUCUAAAGCCUGGUUUUGAUGGGGGAGUGGAUUUGGGUCAACUCAAUUGAGUUGGUUUGUAUUUAUUAUUAUGUAUAAUAUUGUAAUUCUAACAAGGUAAUAUAGAGAAAUGAUAAUUACAUAAUUGACAUUUGAGAUAGCCUCAAUUUCCGGAA
Molecule: messenger RNA, 1808 nt
Organism: Jatropha curcas
Lineage: Eukaryota; Viridiplantae; Streptophyta; Magnoliopsida; Malpighiales; Euphorbiaceae
Source: RefSeq, a predicted model, not a curated record